GUGAACUUCAGUCAUGAGGCUGAUCGCUUCUGGUAAAACAAUCCAAACAGACAGCAGCUAUUAGCUUGUCUCCAACAACAUGAAGGCUGAAGACAAACUGCAGAUAGGAAAAUUCCUUUUCAUGCUGAUCAACUCCUUUUUUGUGGUCCUUGGUAUCAGCCUGUUCGGAUCAUCUCUAUGGAUCUUAUUCGACACAAGCAGUGUCAUAACUAUUUUAAGCAACGAGUCGGAUGUCAAGGUGGCGGCCGGAGGGCUGUUUGUCAUCGGUCUGUUGGUUGUCGGUGUCUCUGUGUUGGGCUGCAUUGGAGUCCAUAUAGAAAACAGAUGUUUCAUUGCAAUUUACAUGGGCUUUUUAAUUGCCAUCAUUUUUGGUGAACUUUUCAUCACUUUCUUGCUAUUGCUUAAAUGGAGUCCAAUCGAAAAGUUUUUGUCUGAAAGUGUCGAUGCCAUCAUCAGCAAGUACGGGGUUAACGAUACACAAUCCACCUGGAGUCUUCUGGACAGGGUGCAGCAGUCUGCAAAAUGCUGUGGCAGACAGAAUGCCAGCGACUGGGAGACAAACAAAUUUAUUCAGCUCCAGAACGCGUCUAAUAUUUAUCCCUGUUCUUGCUUUAACGGGAGCUGCCCUGUAUUCUUAGCUGGGGAGAUAUACCAGUUUGGAAAUGGUACUCAUAUCUACACAACGGGUUGUGAGAAGAAACUAAAGGACUGGUUUGGACAGAAUGUAUUUGUGAUCAUAGGCAUGGCCCUUGCUCUCCUAAUCAUUCAGAUACUGCAGUUUAUUCUGGGAAUACAUAUCUUCCGGAAGAUUGUUCUUAGGAUUAAAGAUAAGCAGCCCAAAAAUCUCCUCGAUGAAAUGGAAGAAAACCCAACACCAACAAGUUCUGACCCACAACAAAGUGAUCUGGAUUACACGCACCAGCCGACUCAUGAUGCUUAUAAUGAAGAACUUCCUCGUCAGAGUUCUUUCCAGGAUCCUGAUCCUCAGCUUCAACAUCGACGCAACGUUCAAGCAUACGACCAGAGACAGAACGAUGAGUACGCAGACGUCAGAGAGAGUUACGAUCAGUACGAAAGCCAAAUUUAUCAGCAGCAUCAUGGCUCUGAGCACAACCGUUACAUCUAUAACCAGAAUCUUGAAGACGGUUCUAAACAGCAGUAUAACGAUGUGAGUUAUGACCAGUUUCAUGAGCGUGACCUGCAGCACAGACAGAGCUAUAACGCCGAUUACAAUCGGCGUUAUGUUCAUGAUGACGACAUAACUUACUAGUCAACUCCAACAUUAUUGGCAAAAAUUGACACAAUAAUUAAAAAUAUUCCAACCAUGAAACUAAAGAAAAUAGGAACAAAAUAAAAUUUGUUUAAUUUUUUUUUCCAAAACAGAGACAUAAACAUUAUUUACACUAUUACAAAAUAUUAAAAACAUUUACUA
Molecule: messenger RNA, 1432 nt
Organism: Tachysurus fulvidraco (yellow catfish)
Lineage: Eukaryota; Metazoa; Chordata; Actinopteri; Siluriformes; Bagridae
Product: tetraspanin-19
Exons: 9
Coding region: 80-1270 (396 amino acids)
Cellular component (GO): membrane
Source: RefSeq, a predicted model, not a curated record